CGGAUUUGCUCCGCUCGACUCAGUUAGUGGCCCGCCGCCACGGGCUAAAUUGAGUCUUCGUGUUCUCGGCGGUGGCAAGUUUGUGUCGGCCUGUCCGAGGGGAAGGGUCUCCAGGAAAGCGGCGGCUUCGGCCGCUGGCUUCGGCUUAUUGCGCUGCCACGACCCUCACGUCGCGUCGUCGAGACCCAACUCGACUUGCUCGGCUCAACGACAACAAAGACAACCAGAGCGCGCUGUAGUCUAACCUGGUCCUUUUUCGUUGUUGGCAUUCUCAAGCAGGUAGCAAAAGGCAGUGCGUGUGCCUUGCUGCGCCGUGCUGUGCUGUUCUGUGUUGUGCUGUGGUAGGAACAGGAUCAUCAUUCGUGUGCUGGAAGUAACGGUGCUGCUGUGGUGACCAGCCGUAGUGGCUGCAAUAGUAGCAGCAGCUGCUGUGAAAAAAGCAGUAUUUGCUACUGCUGCAAGUCUUGGCGUUUGUUCCAGUGGGUAUUCUAUUCUACUGUGAUACGUUCCACUCGUCUUGUUUGCUGGAGGCAAGAUGGCUGCCGCCUAACCUCCGCCACUGAGUGAUCCUGGCCCACAGCAGCCGCGACGUUAGCAGCGGCCGAACGGCAGCAGCAAAGCCGUAACCGAACGAGUCGGGUCUUCUGCUGCCUUCAAUAGAGAAACACUACUGAAGUAUUGGCGGCGGCGGCGGCGGCGGCAGCAGCAGCCGCAGCAGCAGGGAACAAACAGUCGUGAUUACUGCAGCAGCGGCUGCAAUAACAGCAUCAGAGCCGAUAAAGUGCCAGAAAGAGCAGCAGCAAUGGCUAAGUCGUUGUGCUGGUGGUAAUGCUCGUAGUAGCCAACUGGAUGAAAAAGGUUCUGCCUACUUUCUUCCGAACAGCUUUUUCCUUGUAGCAUUCUCCAUCUAACCAUCUAUAAUCUUCCUAUCUGCCCAGUUCAUUCUUACCACGACUACCAAAGCAGUCGCGACUACAAACAUUACAAUCAGCAGCACUUCUGACAACAAGACUACAACUACAGAUACUGAUGAUCUCUAAUGGCGUUCAUAUGAGUAUGCAUCGGAGCGGUCAUUUGGCAUUCUUUGGACUUCAACGCAGACCGCUUUCCGCUUCCUCGCAGUCUCGCUCUGUCUGUUCAUCAUAAGUCAUAGACUACUUCCAGUCCGCUUCUCCUGCGACCUUCUCUUCCUCUACUCCUUUCCGCUCAUCCUACUCCUUCUCUCUCUACAGUUCUUCCGCUGUUGUUGCUGCUGCUGCUGCUGCUAAUUUUGUUGUCGUCGUUCUGUUCUUCUGUAAACUGGUCUAUUUUUUUGCGUCAUCACUGGCUGCAUGUCUUCUGCUGCUGCUGCUGCUGCUGCUGUGGGCGAAUAGAUAGGGCCAAGUCGUAUCCGGGGCAACGGCUGGACGUACCUUUCAAUAUUCGAGCCAGUAUCGCUGCCGCCAUCGACAACAGCAGCAGUCGUGGCAUCAGCCUGGUUGCGUCCUGGACAGAUCGCUAUAUCGAUGGUGCUGCACCAAAAGGGUGUUCGGCAUCCAGAAGAACGACAAGAUUCUACUGGGUUAAAGUGUGACUGUGAGGAGAAGCUGUUUGAGUGCCCCAGUGUGAAAGACAAGAACGCGAAGUGCGAACUAAAUCAGUACGCGCCAGGUGACAGAAAAUGACCCCCUGGCUCGCUGAAACAGAACGUGUUCCCGAUCAACAGAUGCGUAUCUAUCUUCAGCAUCUACUAACGCUCCUUUAUCUAUGAUAUUACAGAAUCGUCAUAUAAUGCAAAUGUGACAUGUGUCGUAAGUCCAAUGCUUAAUGCAGCACGCUAAAAAUUCUAAGUUUAAAGGAACAAAAUAUUGCUUAGCAGGCGCUUGCUAUAUACAAUUGAGAUAUUCACACGGGCGGAUAGGAUCCUUGAAGGAUCCACACUGUGACCAUUGAGAUAACACAAGCAGAUGGCGUCUUUCGGCAACUCGUUCGUACUGCACCAUACUCGAGUAAUGGAAAGUUCUGCUGGACGAAGCGAUACACGCCUUGCCUUUUACCGUCCAUCAUGAAUUCGUCGUAUUCACUCUAAUCACAACAGCUCUGGCUGGCUCAAGACGCCCCUGGAAAACUUUUAUAUUCAUGAUUUCCAGCCGUAAGCAGUACAUCAUGGACAUCUUGGAAAUCUCGAAUAUGAACAUACGCUAAACAACACGAUUUUCUUCCAUCUGCUUUUUGUGUCACGGUGCGCAAUCGACUUUUUACGAAUCGUUUACCCGUAUUUCUGAUCAAUUCUCGUAAACAUGGCUUACUUUUACAUUAAACCCAACAAGCUAUUAUCGAGGAUGCUGGUGCUGACAGAUUUCAGCAGAAAAAGUCAGAACAUGUUAUUAUGGGUGAUUGUUAAAAAACCAAUGGAAAACGCCGCACUGCUAUUUACAUUAUAAGAAAAGAACCAUCAACGGGCAGCGACUUAGCGUACAGGCUCUUGCUUAGACCGGUAGUGAAUUUCCCGAAAAAUUCGGAGAUGUAACGCGCUACCCAUAGUAAGGGUAUGAUGUGAAGUAGAACAGGCCCAGUGUGGUAAACUUCGCCGGCCGAGGGUCAACCGAGCCCUUGGAGGAGCAGGCUUUAUGGCGAACAGAAGUGUGGGGCGCCUAUAGGUGGCGAGCGACCUUGCUGGGGCAAUUAGCCCCAACGCUGUUCCACUAACAUGAGAAAUUACAACGCUGUGGCCAACGCGACGGCCGCUAACCAUUGCUUCUGCGCCAUGCGUGUCACACAGGCCAGCUGUUUUCUCUUCCGCGUGCUGCUCAUCGCAGCGGUAAUACUGAGUAGCUCAGUUUGCCACCAGGGAGUCGUCUUCGCGGAGGAAGAGUGCAUUAAUAAAGGAAUUUUAUGUUACACUUGUGAUUCGACUCAGGAUCCGAAGUGCUCCGAUCCUUGGAACUAUACAGACAUAUAUGACAUCGGAAUACCUAUUGAAACCUGUAUGGGGUGCUGUGUAAAAAUUGUCACGUACAAUACGACGAGUGGUAGCGGCGGUCCGGGUGGGCGUCCACAGCGACUAACCAAUGUUAAGCGAACAUGUACUACGACGCUACAGAUCAAUCUGUUUCUCGUCGAUCACGUCUGCAUGCAUGAGAGCGACGGCAAUGGCCACAUGUGCUUCUGUGAAAGUGACAUGUGUAACGCGGCUCCACCCUCAACGCCACUUCUACUCGGUUUUCGUCCAGGCCAACCUUACGGUGGCAACAACGGCCGCUUCCAAAGUUUCCUACAAAUAGUCAUUGCCUGUUUGAUGGUGCUAAGGUUGCACGCCCGCCUCGCUAGUUACUUACUAGGACUUAACAGUACUAAUAUGGCCCGAAGUCCUGCAAGUACUAGUACUACUGUCGCCAUUAUUAUCGUCAAGAUCAAGGCCGCUGAGGCUAUCGGAGGUGAAGCAAGGCAGCUCAUCCGUCGGACGAUACUUGCCUCGUCGUCAACAAUGUUGCAUCUGCAACCACAGCUACCUAACGCGUUGUGCGUAAUUACAAUACGAUGUACACCACCUGCAGAUAAAGGCAGUUCUGCUACGACCGACGCAGACUGGGGCAGAUUCAGCGUCAAGGCCAACAAUGCUGGUAACGUUCAAGAGAGAAACGUAGACGGCAGCUGCAUCAACAACAUCUACAACAACAAUGCUAGCAAGGAUAUGUUAAAAAGCAGCAGCAGCAGCAGUCGAACUGGAACGUCUGUUUCGCCGACUGUUCGCUGUUUUUUCUGUUCAAGAACUGCAACUUCAGUAGUUAGCUAUCAAAUGCUAUUCGCGUCGCAAAAAAUCGCUAAUCGCGCACCUUCUAAGGGCCGUUUGGGCCUAACCAUUAGUGCUUCUCGAUUCACAAUAGAUAGCGCUGGAGCACAUUAUCCCCUUAGUAACAAAAAGGGGGGUGACGAGAACUAUAUACAUAAUGCUAAUUAUAUUAGUAGCACUAUUCCUCUUGUUAUUGCUUUAGCACAGUUUAUUAACAAGGAUAUUAUGACUGGGACUCAUGCGAAUCGUGCAGCUCAAUUGACAAUAAGGUCAGCAGCAAAUUGUGUAUUUUGCCAAAGAGGCUUCGCCGUAUGCGGCCACGGUGUUGGCAGAGGCCUUCAUCGUGACCAAAGCAAAGGUGGCUGGCGGAGGUUGCCGUCAGAAGAGCUCAGGCGGGACUUCCGUAAAGCAUUUCGAAUCAGUAUCGGACAAAUGAUCAGUAGGAGAAAAGGCGAAUUUGCUGAAAAAAUAAGUUCCUUAUUCAAGGGCGAUAACUUACAGGUAUCUAAUGAGAACUGGAAAAUGUAUUUACUUCAAAUAAGUUUCGACAAGAAUCGCUUCAGAACAGUUAUUACUGUUGCUGUAGUUGCUCAAAUAAGUUACAGACGUGAAGAAAAAACCAGGCCAAUCAUAGCAUCGGUAAUAGGAGGGUAAGAACGGCUGACGCUCAAAAGCAUGGUAGCACAAGAAGCUGCUGUAAUGAACAGGACAUCUCACUGUCACAGCCACUAUGUCAGCGUCAAUAAUACCAAGCGCACAAACGAGCCGGAUCUAAGAAGCAACGGCGUAUGUCAGCCAUCAAUGGCGUUAGAGAUGAAGACUCUUUGUCGACAGCGACUACCCUCCUUCCCCCGCCCGCCCGCCCGCCGCCCCAACCCACGACACCACGUCCAGUACAGCACUCAGCAGCAUCCAUCACAUCAGGGCGUUUCCUGCGGGGUAGGUGACAGUGGUGGCGGUAAUAAUACCCUUCUUAUUACGAACUAUCGUGAAGAUAGGCAUACGCCGUUAAGCGUUGUCGUACCUGGCUCAUUAUGAAAGCCUCAUCCCGAAACCCGGCAGCCUUCGCUCGACAACGUUCAUGGUUGUGCUGUACAAACACGGAAGCUAUCGCCGUCAUCAUCGUUACCAUCAUCGCCGUUGUUAUUAUUAUUAUUAUUAUUAUGAAAAAUUUCAACUGCAACAAUGUUAGUAUGCGUGGGAUUAUCGCUAAGACCGUUGCUAUCUGUAGCAUUAUGUUCAUCUUCCUUGGCCAAAUCUCACUUAAUAGAAAACUGCUUUCCACCACCUGCCUUUACUACAGCCACAACAGAUAACGACUGCUUCUAUUAUAAUAAUAAUAUUUAACAUAGUUUAGCUUCUAGGACAACUAGAAUUGAAGAAGUGUAAGUCGCUGGUAAGACGAUUGCCAUAAAUACAGUAAAUGGAACGGUUAAAAUUAUAGCCAGCGAUAUUGAUGAUACGAACCCGAGCCAUGGUUGUUACAACAUAUGAUAAAGGCAAUAUGCAUUCUUCUUGCUACCCAUGAAACAUUUACGAUUGAUACAAGGGCCAUUAUUGUUGCGGGCGAACUAGCGAGAGGAUCAACAGAAACAGGGCACUAGUGAAACAGCUACCGUCAGAUAUGACCGCGGGAAUCACCAGCGGACCAGCAAAUUGAAUGCUUAGUACAUGAAUUAGCGAUAUCCAUCAUCACUAAUUCAUGUACUGUUCAUUCAACGCUGCGACGACAAUGGACCGGGCGCGUCCAACGGCGAUGACGCUACCUAUUAACCCAGGUCCUGCCCCCUGAAGAUCCUAGAAAAGCGGGAACAGUGAAUACUAUAACAGGCAAUACGAGGUGCGCAUGCUCAAACGUCUUCUGAUGCUGACGUUCGUUAUUAUCGAUAUUUAUGUGUAGCAAGUAGAAAGCUGUUGUUCGAAUCGAAGAUUUUGUGAGCGGUACCCGUCAGAACCAGCAAUCACUGACGGAAUCUACUACUGAUGAAGAGUCUAUAGCACUGACACACACGUCCACCCACACAAAAAACAGCCGAUACAUAGACUAACCUAUAACCGUACGAAGAUCAAUAGAACUACGGAGAACGAAAUAUCUGUUAGGGCUCCACUCUUCGCAUUGACUGCAAAUGAGCAAUGACGAAGUGCAUGAUUGCAUGAGAUGUCGAUGAACCACCAAAUCGAUUGGAUGUCAAGUUCAGACGUUGAAUAACACUCCUAGUUCUAUGAGUUGUACCAAUGCUGGUUGACGUUUCCUUUAUUAUCACUCCUGCGGAUGUGUUUGUAUGAUAACGGUCAAGUGACAAAUAACCGUAGCGGCGGAUGAGCUGAAACUCCCAACGGAAACAGGGAAAACCUGCAAGGGAUCCAAAAAGAUCCGAAUCACGGCUGUGUGUGUGUGUGUGCGCCCCGCUCUGCGUACGUAUGGCGGUAAUGAUGACGUUGAUAAGCACUCGAAUUCUAAUAAUUACCGUUAUGAUAAUAUUAUUUUUUUAUCAAUCACGGCGAAAUAAUGGUGGUCGUGAGCACGUGUUCGUGCGAAUGAGUAGUUUCUAAUAAACACGAGGUGUUUGUCGGGCGCCUUAGGGUUACUGCUAUAGUUAUCGACGUCUGCGUAGUAGUCGAGAUUAUACAGUAAUCAUAAAUGAAUAUAUGUGUUCAACGGAACACUGAGAAAAUAAAAAAAAAAAAUAAACGAAGCUUGACAGAUCGAAUAAACGUAGUUUCUUUCGGCGCCAUGCAAUGAAGAUGAAGCUAUGGCAAUCAGCGAUGGCACUCUGAUCUUCUAGAUGGGCUGCUGUAGUUCCCAAUCGGAGAAGAGUGGGCAAAAACGAUUAUUGCCAUUACCCCUGCUAGUACUAUUACCGUUACUGCCAACAGAGAAAUGAUGCUGAUAGUUACAUCGUAAUGACGAUUGCGUCGUAUACAGGUAUAACCUGGCGCCUUGUUAUAUAGACGUUUUAUAUGCUAGUAUAUAUAUGGUGGCCUAUAAAGUGUCUGACUGAUAAGGUACCACUCCACUCUCGAAGAAAAAGCAGAAAUUGAGAUUCACUCUUUAUCUAUCUAACAUUACCUAAUCGUACGAACUACGAAGCAAGAAACGUAUGAUAGUAGCGGUGUUGAAAGCAAACACUGGGGUGUCGCUGCUGCUAAUGGUGGUAAAUAGGGUGUGACAUGAUAAUUGUAUAAUGGUGAUGUCAUUGGACAGCUUCCAAUGGACAUGAUAGGACCGUUCCUGUGAUGAUUCGAGAUCGUGUAAGGGAACAGGCCAGUGAAUGAGUUCGUCUGCGAUUGUCUAUAAUUAGCUUAGCCAAUUGUUGUUCAGCGUAGUCUGCUGUACCAUUACCGUUGUGAUAAGAGUAGCACUUGUUUAAAUAAUAACGUUCAUUUUAGGCAGCCAUGGCUCAGCCAAUCGCAUACAAAUGUUUAUUUAUAUUUUUUGGUUAUUCUAUAUAGAGUAAACCUAUCUAUUCCUAUUUUAGGCCUGCAGAUUGCCUAUGAAUUAGCCCGACAGUGCUGUGCUCGAAAAACGAAGUUUGUCAAUGACGCAACGUGUGUAACUAGGGGGAAGCUUCAUAACAACAUAUAGGGCUAAAAGACACGUCUCAUGAAGUGAUAUGUGUACAGGUACUCCGCUGCAAAUUUGCGAAAAUAUAGUAAUCAAUAUCAAUGGUAGAAAAAACGUUAAUGCGGUGUUGCAUAUUGCAUUGCUGAUGGUUCACCUCACUAAUAGGUAGACGAUUGUUUUAAGUAUAAGGAUAAGUGCUGCACCUGGGUUAGGUGCACAUUUGGCGAUCUUAACAUCACUCUGGGGUUCGUCGUCACGGAUCGAGAACUGACAUAACGAGAACGGUGACCAAUGUUGUUUUAGGUACCGCGGGGUCAAGCGUAACUUUCUAAUGUCACAUCUCACGCUUACGUGACUAUGAGUCUUCGACGACAAUGUUUAGGUCGAGACUCUAGAAAUUGUAAUUACCUUCAACGCGAGACAUUAUUGAGAAGAUUUUUCGAAAAGUGCGAAUUGUUUUUACUGUCAUACGCAUUGUCAAUAGAUUAACCGCGAGUAGUUUCAUGGCAUUUUGAUGGCAGACCUGCAACCCGACACAGAUUGCUCAUGGCAGAUUCUCUUUCAUCAGAACGAAGGUUAAUGAAUUCCAAAAAAAGGUGUAAAAUUGAGAUUUGCUAUUAAUUAGAGGAAUGAAAUCCAGAAAGCAGAAAGGUGCCGCUUUGAUGACCGGCACUACUCUCCCGUAAUGACGUACGAUGGUCAUACAGCUUCGUAUUGGCGCGCAAGGUCAGUGGCUUGUUGAUGGCAAUCUGCAACCCCGUAGAUCUCUCGCUUAUUAGUGAUGCUGGCUUCUAGUUCAACGGUAAUAAGUUACUAUCGCUGAAAAUGAUAAUUGUUGGAUGAGGAACUUCUUCCUGUGGCGACCUCAAAGCUGUCGAGGCUAACGGAUACCCCGAAUUAAACUUGCCUAAUACGUCCAUUUACUCUCUCUCUGGUAUCUCUGGCAUCUCUGGUACAAAUCACUCUCACAACUCCUACACAAAUGCUUCAUUAUAUUUAACGCAAAUAAAUACACCGAGUCAUAAACAGCGUCCCUUGGCGUUUUCUCUCUCUCCUAAAAAUGGUCGUUACAAGGAGCCCACAUGCUGUACAGAGGUUAUAUUCUUUAAGAGUGCACCACAAAUGAUACCGCCAAAAUCUACAUAUGUUAUAACAAUGAUACCAUUGAUUUCAGAUAGAAAUAACCUCUUGUAUUGCAGGGCGUUCAAUAAUAAACUUCAAGUGCAAACCAUCACAUGAUAACACCAAAAGUAAUUAUUAUUGUGUGAAGAAAAGGCUAGUAAUUAUAUGUAGGACGAGAAAAAGGUAACUGAUUGUGUACAUGUUGUGAUCCUGUUGAGGGGCAGCUUGUCUCGAUUUAGUGAUAGAAUAUGUAAACUUUUUCAGUUGUGUAGAGUAAGGAUUCUCACAUAUAGUAGACCUGACAUUGUCAAGGUCUACCAAGGCUGGAGAUUACUAUAACCCCGAGCGGAAAGCUGUUGCAUUGUUGUGCGAACGGCUUGUAAAAAAGGUGUACAAUAGAUGUAAUGAUAAUGUUUCUGAAGCGUUUAUUGUACGGGAAACUGCACACAGAGAUCAGGACACUGGAUAACCCGGCGAUAUAAGCAGCAGGGAAAAAUGUAAAUUCAUUCAAACAUGAUUCACAAAAGGCAGACGGAAUAAAAGUAUGCAUGUAUCUGUAAAAGCAGGUAGUUCCACGCUGACGAAAACAUCAAAAAAAAAAAAUGUUCUUUAUUACUGCGAGUCAACAUAGAAAGGAUUAUGUCUGCCUCGAUGAGCUGAACACGGAAGUUCCCUUUAUUUAAAUCCACAUAACGAAUAGACCCAUCCUCAUGAGGUGCCACCUGCCAUACCUGCUCUCUAUACAUCUGUACCCAGCUCAACUCGUUGCAGACAGAGGCUCUGCCGGCGGAUCGUUCGCUCGUUGGACGCAAAUGAAAGAAAAAGCAAUGUGUCCUGGUAACACAUAGAUCGUGCCUACAAUUCAUAUACAUACAGCGUCAAGGCCAAGAUUAUUGAGAGAGAGAGAGAGAGAGAGAGAGAGAGAGAACGAUGGCCGUGGCGGCAGUGGUGUUGACACAAUGGCCAACGGGUAUGACGAUGAUAAUGGUGACGACGAUGACGGCGAUUAUGCGAACGAGAUACUGUUUUCCAUAAUGAAUAAUCCUGCUUGUGUAUUAUUACCAUUACUGCUAUUUUUGCUAUUAAUAGUUGUAGCCCGAUCAUUUCUGCUACUAACCUGUGUAAACUCAUUAAUGAUAAUGAUGAUUUUUGGCUGUACACAUGAGGUAGGAUGCGGUAAUGAUCAAGUAAUCUGCUCAAGUUAGAAAACACAAGAACGAACACCUGUAUGAUGUUAUACACGCAACAUUUCUUCAUAUUGGUGCGUAGAAUGGCUAUCUUACGACUGUUUAGUAUGAUCACAAUGUUGAAUAAGAGAUGCUAGUCUACAAUCGGCGUACAUGACAUUAAUUGUCUGGAUGCACGUACGUGCGCGACACGAUAUAUCCGAUUGAUAGCUAGCUACGACUAAUCCAGUUGAAAAGCUUUUUCGGUUUAUUUAAUCAUCAUCUUCAUCGUAAGAGUGAAAUAUUUGUUACAGUUGAUAGUAACAGCGUUCGAGAAUGACUGCAAGAGCUUAGUUGUGUUCCAGCUCUGCUUAAUGAAUUAACUUACUAUCAAAAUAAACAUAAAUAAGAAAUGACUGGCUAAUUUAUUUCAACUAUACUAAUAGACAUAAGCAUAGCGUGAUGUAAGCCAGAGGAGAACUGAUAUUAGUCUUUAGAUGUCUAAUUAUGGCUGCCGGUACACAUGAGAAGCCGCUAAGCAUGUUAUACAAUGCUGAGGGAGCGGACUAGGAGGUUCUUUCUGCAUAACCAGAGAGCGUCGUGGAUACAUUAUUAUUGCUAUCAUUAUUAUCAUUACAAUACAGCAGGACAAGGGAGAGCGUCCUACCUCAUAAGAGGACACAUCACAGCGAUCAGGUUUGCAGAUUGGCCAUUCAAAGAAUGCUUUUUGUAGGACUGCUAAGAGACGGGGAAGCAUACGGCAUAUUGACUUGGUUAAAAUAAGCGUAACACACUUUAAAAACACGCAGUAUUUGAAUGAAAUGAAUAUAUUCAGCUAAAAUCUGGAGUGAAGUGGCGUAGCACUCCUAGACUUAACAGCAUUUAGACGUAUGAAGCCGCGUGCAGUCUCUCAGUUCUAAAGUAAACGCUAGAAAUAGAAGUAAACUUUGGUGAUUAGGAGAUCUUACGGCUGGCCCGAUGACAAAGAGAUCGUUGCCUGUGUCUAACUCGAUCCAAGGCAGUGGUACGUGUAGGGUCUACGUCAAGGGCAGGUCCAGUAAAGUGUGUGCUAAGUGGAUAAAUUUGGUAAUUACCUUAAGAACAUCAACUCGUCUGGUUAUCCAACUUCGGUAAAAUGCUGACCAGGUUUUACCCGGGUCCCAGUUAGCUCUCGUAUGAUAGCUGCUACUAAUACAGUUGACUUCGCUCUAAACUUUCCCUAUAUUAGUGUAUUGUACAGAACGAUGAAUAGUAUGUAAAUAAUACAUCGUUAUGUUUAAAAACAAUGUUAAUUAAACCAAGAAUGGAAAAUUGUAACUAUAACAUUGCACCAAAUUCAAUACAUUGGCGGAACGUACUGCGUUGCGAUAUAAACGAUGGCCAAACAACUUCGUAAUAGUUACUAUAGCAGAUAAGCAGAAAUGACGUAAGGUAAGUGAAGGAAAGCAAAUCUCGAUAUAGUCUUUAUGCCGUUUCCUCCUUCUUUCAAGCACGGCUAUUAUAAAAAUAAGAAUAUUUGUUAAUAAGAAAAUUCGGAUACAAGGAAAAACUCAUCUCUGCGAUGAUAUAUAGUCCUUUAUUAUAAUCUAAUAGAAUGUUUAUUAACGAUGUCGGGAGCUGAAUGAACCCGAUACAUUUUUCAGCGAAUGCCACACAUUGAAAGGUGAUCUAACUAGGAUCAAGAUUCAAGGUCCAAGCAAGGAUCAAGAUGAACGUGCCGCAGUCGAAGGCACUAGACCUUCGUAAGAGGUUCAAGAGCUUUGGCUUUAUGGUCCCCUACCAUGAAUAGAGCUGUCCACCGAUACAUUGGAACAACGUAUAUAAUUAUCUUGUAUUCCUUGAAUUUCGGUACUAUAAAUCAGAUCACAUGUUUAUUACGUUAGUUGCGUUACUUCGUAUCGCAGCUUUUUUUUUUUUUUUUUUUACUACCUUACAUUUAGCCAAAUGGAAACUAAAUCGUUCUGCCUUGCUACGUAAUCACACGCUACGCGUUAAUAUGAUAUCAUAUAAAUUGAUAUAUAUAUAUAUAUGUAUCAAUUCAUAUGAUAGAUAUAUUACAGUAUACGAUGCGAGAGACGUUUACCAGUUUCCCUUUGGAAUCUCGUAGUCGAUCCGGGUGAAACGUACGUGAGAACACGGAUUGUGCCAGACGUCGAAGUAGCAUUCAAAGCGAGCUUCCGUUAAACGAUUUCAAUUUGCGUGUAAUUUUGUUACGUAAAAACACUUUUACACUUCAGAUAGCUCGCCGGAGUAAGUGGAGCUAACUUUCAAGAACAAGCUUGCGAAACAACUGGUAUUUUUUCGGCCAAACUGUUCACGUCUCAGGCGCCGAAGAGAACGUUACCGGAAGAUGAUUCUGAUAAUGAUGAUGGUGGUGAUAGGGUGGGGUCGAUUGGUGAAACCUCACAUUAAAAGCUAGUUGGGUCAGAAAACGACUAACAACUUCCAUUUAUUAAUUGAUAAUAUUCAGGAUUUUUCCAUCAAAAGGAGAACUUUUCAAAGCUGGGCAAUUAUCAAUACUCGCAGUGUAUUUCAAAUGGGAUAUAUUGUUUGUUGACUGUUCCUUGUAAUAGAAUAGGUUAUUAAUGCGGCACCGUUCCAAAUCAGUGCUGACACAAAACUCAACGAAGUGUAGCUCGGUCAUUAUCAUAACUCUAUAGACAAAUGUCACUCCGUAUUUAUUGGAUCCGCGCACUUCCUGCAUUUUUCCACUGGGUACUAGAAAAAGACUUAGCUUAGUAAGCGUCUAAUUACGCUGACAACAUUUACUAGUUUUGCCGAGGAACAUUGUGUUGCCGUACCACCCACAGGUUUUGUCCAGAAUAAAAAUCUCCGACUUGGUCGUAUCCCCUCUGAAGCAGUGGGUAGAAGAUAACACUGCGUAGGAAACGCUUAACAUAUAACCAUCGCGCGUGCUAGGCAAAAUAGAAGUAAGCCAAAGUCGGUGACGCAUCCAAUAUAGUUAGCUAGUUAAACUUGCUAUAUGCGUGCAUUGUACACAAAUGUUGGCUGCCACCACACGACCGAACUGCUCAUCUCGAGAAGGAAUCGAAAUUGUUUAGCCAAUAUUUCCUAAUAAUCAUAAUAGGCUAGAUAGGAUUUAGGCCAUUUGACGCUAUAAUCACCCCCUAUACUUUUCCAAUGGGAAGCUGACGACGAUGACGAAAAGUAAAAGAAACCUGCUAGAUGAUUAAGGUCUCACUCAAAGUCAUUUUAAAGCGCGCAUAAUUAACACUACUCCAAAUAUACAAUAACAAAGAAAAGAAGAAUGAAAAAACAAAACAAACAAAAUAAGUAAAUAACAAUGUUA
Varroa destructor (honeybee mite) is the source of this 12935-nucleotide messenger RNA. RefSeq names its product glycosylphosphatidylinositol-anchored protein quiver (gene qvr). The record is from RefSeq and is a predicted model, not a curated record. Lineage: Eukaryota; Metazoa; Arthropoda; Arachnida; Mesostigmata; Varroidae. Gene Ontology annotation, biological process: sleep; regulation of synaptic transmission, cholinergic; positive regulation of voltage-gated potassium channel activity.